Messenger RNA from Hyposmocoma kahamanoa, 2899 nucleotides. RefSeq lists its product as uncharacterized. Bases 1 to 2592 code for a protein of 863 amino acids. The record is from RefSeq and is a predicted model, not a curated record. NCBI's taxonomy places the organism in Eukaryota, Metazoa, Arthropoda, Insecta, Lepidoptera, Cosmopterigidae. The transcript is spliced from 17 exons.
AUGGAGGUUAUUGAAGAUGGAAAUAUUAUGGACAGGAUCCCUAUCCUGUUGCAAAGAGAUUUGGAGUACUAUCAGAAAAACCAAACAGUUUUAUCAGAGACGAUCUGUCGAGGUGUUGUCGGUGGUCGAUUGGAUUUUCCGCGUAACGCAUCAUUUGCAGCUGUCAAGAUCGUUAAAUGGCUUGAGGAUGAGUUCGCUAUUGCUUUCCAGCAAGGUUCAGGCAUGUUUGUGACAACAGGAGAGGAUACCAAAAAUGACGGCGGUGUGGCGAAGACAUCUGACCCUGACAAAUUUGUUCAGCUGGCUGUCAAAUCCAGUGACGCCUUGUUAGAACACUUACAUGUGUUGGUACAAGAAGCUCUCGACCACGCGGAUCUACCUGUAUUAACGGCAACACUGGGUGCUACAGCGCUGUUGAAGAACAGUCUAUUCUGCUACUUGCAGCAUAUUGAGGACAUGGGCAGUUCGGAGCGACAGUCUAUAAUACAGACAUGUUACAAACGUUAUGUUACCAUGUCUGAGGCGGUAGCCGAGCGAGUACUAGAUCUGCAUAACCGAGUGUUGUCCUUAUACAUACUGCAAGACUCCGGCGGCCGGCCUAUCGAAGACCAGUUGCGGACUGUUCAAGAUUCGGGAACGCCUUCUGUGCAGGGCUGGUGGCUUUAUAUGAAUGGAAGUCGCAAAGAUUUAUGGGACACUGUUCCACCAAGAAUGGCACAAAGGAUAUUCGCCGGCAUGCUAAAUGAGACACUUACCAUUUUAACUGUAAGGUACUGUCAGACGAAUACGACAGACACGACUACACCAUUGUUAAUAGACGAUAUUCUAAAUAUACUAUUCUGUGUGGCGCAAUUGCUGCCGUGUAUCUGUAUAAGCGGUGCAGAGCUAGCUGGGUUAAACGUGCGCGGUCAGUCCAGAGACGUGAGAGAUGUACACGCGAAGUGUAAUGAAUUAUUUAAAUGCUUUGUGUUUCGAGGAGCUGAAUUGCACUUUAUACAUCAGGCCUUCAAAGAUAAAGAAGAAUCACCAAAAAUAAAGGAUUGUCCGUACCCUUGGUUCACGUUCGUAAGUCCGAUGUUGUUUGAGAACUCGUUCGAUGACGUGACCACCAGUACACAUGACCUGCCUGAUAAGACUGCUAUAGGACUGGAACUGAUUGUGCUUUUGGCCCAACCGCAGCCUUCUUGGCCUUUGCUGGUUAAGGUACUAAUGAUGCGUGAUAGCCACCUUUUGCGCAAAUUGUUGAUUCAUGCCAUCCGUCAUAUGUCAUUGGACAACUCACGCUGGCCGAGUGACGGGCAGUGGUUUAGCGUCACGGGCAAGCAUAUGAAAUGUGAUGGAUUUCUUUGCACAGCUGACGGGUUCUGUCGGUUCAAAGGAGAUACUAAUGCCGGAGAGGAGUAUGCCAGGGCAGCUGGUGCUCUUACGUACAUUUUGGCAACGAUCGGAAGCAAAGCAGAAUUCCAGUCAAGUCUCUGUUACGCGCUCGAAAUAUCUGGAAGGGAUUGGGCUGCGUGCUUAGAUAAGAGACAAGUAUGGUGUGACAAACGACCUCCAUGGUUGGCAGCUAUCCUAUCGAUAGUGGGCUCGGCACUGGCAUUCAUACCUCCUAUUCUAGUCAACGCUUUACAGGCCGGCGCUUCUAUGUAUCAGACAAUGUCGCUGUGCCUCGCCUGCAUAUCGCGUACACUACACUGCAUACCUCAAAGUUUCCAAAACGCGGCUACCCUAAUAGAGAAGACUUUGCCUUCAAACGUGAGCCCAGUUGGUGGCUCUGUGUUAUUGCAGAUGUUGAUCACUGUCGCGUAUGAGGAGAUACAAAACUGGGCUAAGAAAGAGGCCGCUAAGGAGAGGGCUGCGGCGGCGGCAGCGAACGGUCAAGCGCAUGACAUGGAUCCCAGGAGCAAGCCGCGAGCCAAACAUGUCCGCAUCGUCAGCCUUACUCAUAACACGUCGAGUUCAAUGAGUUUCGACGGCUCACACAGCAGCCCAUCAUCAGCCGCUCUGGCGGUUGCCGAAGCGCUCUGCUGCAUUGACGAGGAUGACAAACAUACUCAGGAAAUCCAACAGCUCGUCGAUCAGUCUAACCGGACUUUCACACUGUCCAACCAGUUCGGACUUGAAGAUUUUCCAGCUUUCGCGGAAUUAUUGAAAGAGGGUGAUGUAGUCGGAUCGAACGCGGAGAGAACAAGUGAUGCCGCAGCGCUGACCAGUCAGAUUCUGAUGACUGCACCCGGUAGAGACAGUCUGAGGGUGAUCUACGACCAUUUACAACUCCACGCGGAAAGGUUAUACAAAGAACUAGGCAUCCAGGAAAACUGUGAUGCGAACGUACCAUUAAAUAAGGCGCCUCUGCUCUACAUAAUGUUCCACAUUGGUAGGAGGCCUUUUGAUCAGUACUUCCGUGGGGAAUGGCCGAUGCCGUGGAGCAAACUAGUGACAGUUACAAAGGCGUGGUCUGGCUGCGCAGGAGCGCGCGCGCACGUGACGCGCCGCGCCGACGUACGCACUGCCAAGAACAACAAAACGUCCAGCAAGCAGCUCAUUGAACUUUGCAACAUAUUCAAAUCUAAUAAAGAUGCAUUAAUAUAAUUUAACACGCAAGAAUAUUAGCUACAUUCCCGCGGGACCCAUCGUACCACUAAACGAACCACUGGCGGUACGGUGGGUAUUGGAAACAGACGUAAAAGUGUUAAAUUAUAUGUGUAGCAUAAUUACAACGCACAAGCACAGCUUUCCCCUGUCUGCGGAAUGUGAGACGAAAACUGAGUAAUGAAGUCACUAAUGCACUGUUAAAUACAUGGUACAAUAAAUAUCUGAGACAAUGAGAAAGAAAAAAUUCUUUCAAUACUUUUAAUAGUUAUUUUUACAAACAUACGUGUAAGGUAUACAAGGGUAA